UAUAAGGCCUGCCUUCCCACCCAGGGCUACCAUUGGCUGGGUAGUGGAGUGUUGACCAAUCACAGGUCAGGGGCGUGAUUGUCUCGUCCUGGGAUCGCGAGAGGGGUAUACACAGGGAGGCCAGACAGCCUGGAGUUAGUCGAGCGUUGCGAGACGUUGAGCUGCGGAAGAUGAGUCCAAAGCCGAGAGCCUCGGGACCUCCGGCCAAGGCCGAGGGGGCAGGAAAGAGGAAGGCCUCCUCUCAGCUGAGCCCCAGUGGCCCGAAGAAGAAGACUGCCAAGGUGGCCAAGAAGGGAAAAGCGGUUCGUAGAGGGAGACGCGGGAAGAAAGGGGCUGCGACAAAGAUGGCGGCCGUGACGGCACCUGAGGCGGAGAGCGGGCCAGCGGCACCCGGCCCCAGCGACCAGCCCAGCCAGGAGCUCCCUCAGCACGAGCUGCCGCCGGAGGAGCCAGUGAGCGAGGGGUCCCAGCACCACCCCCUGAGUCAGGAGACCCAGCUGGGGGAACCACUGAGUCAGGCGAGUGAGGUGGAAGAACCACUGACUGUGUGGAUGGCCAGCUACUACCCUAUCUCCGAGAGCCGCGACUAAGUUCAGGCCCAGCCGCCAGACCUCAGAGAUCUCACCAGCGGGGUGCUUGCCAUACUGUUGAUAAUAAAAUGAAUGUGUUGCAAAUUGA
This is a messenger RNA of Pan troglodytes (chimpanzee), 678 nucleotides long. Its product is annotated as variable charge X-linked-like. The record is from RefSeq and is marked validated. The coding region runs from base 171 to 590 and encodes 139 amino acids. The transcript has 2 exons. NCBI's taxonomy places the organism in Eukaryota, Metazoa, Chordata, Mammalia, Primates, Hominidae. Gene Ontology annotation, biological process: brain development.